Hypanus sabinus (Atlantic stingray) is the source of this 1065-nucleotide messenger RNA. RefSeq names its product beta-crystallin A2-like. Bases 397 to 1026 code for a protein of 209 amino acids. NCBI's taxonomy places the organism in Eukaryota, Metazoa, Chordata, Chondrichthyes, Myliobatiformes, Dasyatidae. The record is from RefSeq and is a predicted model, not a curated record. The transcript is spliced from 6 exons. Gene Ontology annotation, biological process: lens development in camera-type eye; visual perception. Gene Ontology annotation, molecular function: structural constituent of eye lens.
UACUGUUUUUUCCCCCUGAUCUUUCUCAUUCUUUUGUGUGCUGGUGGAGGCAGGGGUGGGCAUUUGUGGGUCGAUGUGCUUAUUCUGUUUUUGUUCGCUCCCUGUGCAGGGAGGAGGGAUUUGGGGGUUGAUGUUCAUGCUGCUGUUCUUUUCUUUCUUGGUUUCAUGGCUACCUGGAGAAGAAGAGUUUCAGAGUUGUAUACUUUGAUAAUAAAUGAACCUUUGAACCUUUGAGAUACCAAGAAAGUGCAAUGGAGCGUUGCUCUCACUGUGAUUUCUAAUGCUUGCAAAACAACUUCUGCUCGGGUCUGCCUCGUGGAGAGCCCCCACCCUCACGUUGAUCUCAAACUGGUAUUUUCCCAGAAGACGCGGCGAAACUGGAUGUGACGUCAUCGCAUGCCACUAUAUUUUACAGUUGAUACAACCAAAUUCAAGAUGACAACCCAGCCAAUGGAUUCCAUGGGACAGUGGAAGAUCACUGUCUGGGAGGAGCAAAACUUUCAGGGAAAACACUGUGAGUUCAUGCUGGAAUGUCCCAACAUCAUGGAGCGGGGAUUCAACAAGAUCCGAUCCAUUAAGGUAGAAUGUGGACCCUGGGCAGGUUUUGAACACCCAGAAUUCCAGGGACAGCAGUUCAUUCUGGAGAAGGGAGACUAUCCUCGCUGGGAUGCUUGGAGCGGGAACAGCGGCUACAGGACCGAGCAUCUUCUCUCAUUUCGUCCCAUUAAAUGUGCUAGCCACAGUGACAGUAAGAUCUCCCUGUAUGAAAACGAGAACUUCCAGGGCCGCAAGUUUGAACUUUGUGAUGACUACCCAUCCCUGCAGGCCAUGGGUUGGUGCAACAAAGAGGUUGCUUCCCUCAAGGUCCACUCUGGAGCUUGGGUUGGAUACCAGUACCCAGGAUACAGAGGCUACCAGUACAUCUUUGAGAGGGACCGCCACAAUGGAGAAUACAAGAACUACACUGAGUACAGUACCCAGGCACACACUAACCAGCUGCAGUCCAUCCGCAGAGUCCAGCACUAGACGGUGAAGCGGCCACCUAGCCUUUGGGUGAAUUACAGC